This is a messenger RNA of Pararge aegeria (speckled wood butterfly), 1059 nucleotides long. Its product is annotated as phospholipase A1 VesT1.02-like. The record is from RefSeq and is a predicted model, not a curated record. The transcript has 5 exons. Gene Ontology annotation, biological process: lipid metabolic process. The annotation marks the transcript as partial. Gene Ontology annotation, molecular function: lipase activity. NCBI's taxonomy places the organism in Eukaryota, Metazoa, Arthropoda, Insecta, Lepidoptera, Nymphalidae.
UUUGUUCCAGUACAAAAUAUAAAGGCACUUUGUUUGUACGAGCUACUGUUGCUGAUCAGGGUAUUUGGAACUGCGAUCCCUCGUCAAGCAGGAUUCAGUGUGAGCUCUAUCAUAGAUCCUGUUUUGCACCCGAUUGUAGCAGCUGGAUCCAAUAGGUGUGAAGCUCUAAAGAGUUUCUUUGGUAUAACUUAUGAGCAGAUCCUAGAGAAAAACAGAACCAAUUUCAACGAAAUACUAACCAUUGAUCAUAUAACAAAAAAUGGUAAUGUCAAACAUAACUUAACCGAUAUUAACUAUUUGAAGAAUUUGAUGGUUAAUGGUGAAAACAUAAUCAUCCUUGUUCACGGUUUUAUGGAAAGUUCAGAUGGUUUGAUGGUGCAAGGGGUGGCACCAGAAUUGCUCAAGCAAAAGCGUGUGAAGGUAUUCGCUCUGGAUGGAAGAAAGGUGAUCAAUUGGGAGUACUUUAGAUCUUCAACUCACGUCCGGUUCAUGGGUCAAAAGUUUGGGACACUUUUGACAGAACUAAUUAUGCGUGGUGUGAACGCAUCAAAAGUAACUUUGGUCGGGCAUAGUCUUGGAGCCCACAUAGCUGGUAUAGCAGGAACGAAAGUGAAAGAUAAAACUGGUACACGCAUUGCAAGAAUAACUGGUCUAGAUCCAGCUGGACCUUGCUUCAGUAACAUAGACAUAGGAGCAAGGCUGGAUUCAACUGAUGCUGAAUAUGUAGAUGUUAUCCACACCAACGCAGGGAUGCUGGGAUUGCAAGAACCUGUAGGGCACAAAGACUUUUACCCAAAUAACGGCAUGUCCCAACCAGGAUGUAUAUUCUCCACCUGCGAUCACAGCAGAGCCUGGGAGUUGUAUGCCGAAUCCAUUAGUUCACCCAACCACUUUCCUGCUCGCAAGUGUGAUAAUUGGACGAUGUUUCAAAAUGGCCUCUGCGCGAAGAAUGCUGUAACUUACAUGGGAUUGAACUCCAGACCCGGAGAUUUAGGAAUAUACUUUUUAACCACUGGGUCAUCGCCACCCUAUAGCAUGGAAGCAGCUGGGAGUGGUUGA